Molecule: messenger RNA, 1758 nt
Organism: Hordeum vulgare subsp. vulgare (domesticated barley)
Lineage: Eukaryota; Viridiplantae; Streptophyta; Magnoliopsida; Poales; Poaceae
Product: beta-fructofuranosidase, insoluble isoenzyme 3-like
Exons: 7
Coding region: 1-1758 (585 amino acids)
Biological process (GO): carbohydrate metabolic process
Molecular function (GO): hydrolase activity, hydrolyzing O-glycosyl compounds
Source: RefSeq, a predicted model, not a curated record
AUGGGGACGGCGGCGGCGCUGGCGAUCGUAUCGGUGCUGUGCUGGGCGGCUCUGGCGGCGGUGCGCGGGUCGCACGUCGUCUACCCGGAGCUCCAGUCGCUGGAGGCCAAGGAGGUCGCCACGGAGCUGCGCACGGGGUACCACUUCCAGCCGCCAAAGCACUGGAUCAAUGAUCCGAAUGGGCCAAUGUACUACAAGGGGCUGUACCAUCUCUUCUACCAGUACAACCCCAAGGGCGCCGUGUGGGGGAACAUCAUCUGGGCGCACUCCGUCUCCACCGACCUCAUCCACUGGGUGGCCCUCCAGCCCGCCAUCUACCCCACCAGGCCAUUCGACGUCAACGGCUGCUGGUCCGGCUCCGUCACCAUGCUGCCCAACGGCGUCCCCGUCAUCAUGUACACCGGCAUCGACCCCCACAAGCACCAAGUGCAGAACGUUGCCUACCCUGCCAACCUCUCCGACCCCUUCCUCCGUGAGUGGGUCAAGCCGGACUACAACCCCAUCAUCAUCCCCGACCGCGACAUCAACGCGAGCGCAUUUCGAGAUCCUACGACGGCCUGGUACGGGCCUGACGGACACUGGAGGUUGGUGGUGGGCAGCAAGGAGAACAUGAGAGGAACUGCGGUGUUAUACAGGAGCCGAGACUUCAAGAAGUGGAUCAAGGCACGCCACUCGUUGCACGCAGGGCUCACCGGAAUGUGGGAAUGUCCGGAUUUCUUCCCUGUGGCGGUGGCCGGAGGCAGCCGUCAUCACCAGAGCGGCGUGGACACCGCGGAGUUGCACAACCGUGUUGUGGCCGAGGAGGUCAAGUACGUGCUCAAGGUGAGUCUAGAGCUGACACGAUACGAUUACUACACCGUCGGCACCUACGACCACGACAAGGAGAGGUACACCCCAGACCCUGCCUUCCCGGACAACGACUAUGGCCUCCGCUACGACUACGGUGACUUCUAUGCAUCGAAGUCCUUCUUCGACCCGGCCAAGAAACGUCGUGUGCUCUGGGGCUGGGCCAAUGAGUCUGACACCGUCGUCGACGACCAACACAAGGGCUGGGCCGGCAUCCAGGCGAUGCCAAGGAAGAUCUUCCUGUCGCGAAGCGGGGCGCAGCUGAUCCAGUGGCCAGUGGAGGAGGUCAAAUCACUACGCGCGAAGCACGUCAAUGUCAGCAACAAGGCCAUCAAAAGCGGCAAGUACUUUGAGGUCACGGGCUUCAAAUCCGUGCAGUCGGACAUGGAGGCGGUGUUCGUGAUAAGAAACCUGGACAAGGCAGAGAAGUUCGACCCGUCGUGGCGAACCAAUGCACAGGGGUUGUGCAAGAAUUUCAACUCGCACGUUAAAGGUGGCGUUGGGCCGUUCGGGCUCUGGGUGCUGGCCUCCGAUGACCUCGAGGAGAGGACGGCUGUCUUCUUCAGGGUGUUCAAGACCAAUGACACCAACUACGUCGUUCUCAUGUGCAAUGACCCGACAAGGUCGUCGUACGAGUCACAGAUCUACAGACCGACCUUUGCCGGCUUCGUCAACGUUGACAUAGCAAAGACAAAGACGAUCACACUAAGGACAUUGAUUGAUCAUUCUGUGGUGGAGAGCUUCGGGGCCGGCGGCAGGACGUGCAUCCUGACUCGGGUUUACCCGAAGAAGGCCAUCGGGGACGACGCGCACCUCUUCGUCUUCAACAACGGCGAGUCAGACAUCAAGGUCACCAACCUGCACGCGUGGGAGAUGAAGACCCCCACGAUGAACAAGCUGCUGGAGCAGUAG